Messenger RNA from Myxocyprinus asiaticus (Chinese sucker), 2095 nucleotides. RefSeq names its product E3 ubiquitin-protein ligase RING2-A-like. The transcript is spliced from 7 exons. Bases 203 to 1312 code for a protein of 369 amino acids. Lineage: Eukaryota; Metazoa; Chordata; Actinopteri; Cypriniformes; Catostomidae. The record is from RefSeq and is a predicted model, not a curated record. Gene Ontology annotation, molecular function: chromatin binding; ubiquitin protein ligase activity. Gene Ontology annotation, cellular component: PcG protein complex; ubiquitin ligase complex. Gene Ontology annotation, biological process: negative regulation of DNA-templated transcription.
ACAGGAAGUGACGUAUGAUUCCAAGAGCAACAACAUCCGAUAACAGGAUGCCUGUGGUGUCUACACAAACAACAGCUUUCAUCAUAGAUGAGAACUUCAUUUAGACGCAUUUAUUGUAUCGUGUUCUUGGUGUGUAGAAGAGAUCUGCGGCGGAUAUGAGUGUGUGAGCUCAUACAGACAUAUUGAAGGUUUAACUGCAGUCAUGAUGGCGACUCCAGUUAGUGUUCAGACACUGAGUAAAACAUGGGAGCUGAGUCUGUACGAACUACACCGGACGCCACAGGAGGCGAUGAUGGACAGCACAGAGAUCGCUGUAUCUCCCAGAAGUCUUCACAGUGAGCUCAUGUGUCCUAUCUGUCUGGACAUGCUGAAAAACACCAUGACAACCAAAGAGUGUCUGCACCGCUUCUGCUCUGAAUGCAUUGUUACUGCGCUCAGAUCAGGGAAUAAAGAAUGUCCGACCUGCAGGAAGAAGCUUGUGUCCAAGCGUUCUCUGCGUGCUGACCCGAAUUUCGACGCUCUGAUUUCUAAGAUCUACCCGAGUCGUGACGAGUAUGAAGCCCAUCAGGACAGAGUUCUGGAGCAGCUCAGUCGAUUGCACAAUAAAGAGGCACUGAGCAGCAGCAUUGAGCAGGGACUGCGCAUGCAGGCCAAACACAGAGCUCAGCGUGUGCGUAAGCUGCAUCAAGAGAGCGAUAACAUGACCUUCAGUGGCGGCGAGGACAACGGUGACACACGAUCCCAUGUGUCACAUGACUCCGCCCCCUCACACCAUACCUCCGCCCCUGCGAGCUACACCCCUGAGGCUGGUCCCAGUCGCAGUAAGAGGCCACGAGCGUCUGAUGAUUCUGGACCUGAGGCGGAUGGAGAGAGCCGUACGCCUCCGCGAAGUCUGCCAGGUCAUGUGCCGAGUUCUGAAAUAGAGCUAAUAUUCCAGCCGCACCCCCUGCUGGUCAACACACAACACUACAACCAGACCAGAUUCGUGAAAACAACAGCUAACGCAACAGUGGACCACUUGUCCAAAUACCUGGCUCUGCGCAUAGCUUUAGAGGAGCGUCAGAGCGACAGGCCGACAGACAGACGGGUGGAAGGAGAGACAGCAGCUGACUGCGGCACUCUUCAUGAUGUCAGUGAGAAACAGUUCACCAUCUACAUCAGCACAGCAGCAGGACACUUCACCACACUAAAUGGAUCUCUGACUCUGGAGCUGGUCAAUGAGAAGUUCUGGAAGGUUCAUAAACCUCUGGAGCUGUACUACGCUCCCACACACGAGCAGAAACAGCAGCAGAACCAGAGCCCUCAACCAUGAAAACCUGGGGGGUCCCAGAGUGGGAUGAUGUAGACACAGACACCUUCCAUCCCAUCAUGUUUAUAAUGACCUGACUGGGUCAUCACAUAUAAGACUUCAAUGCACCGGAACUGAAAAGAACUUGCAGAUUUAGAUGCUUGCAGUUUUAGUAUGAAAGUUAAAGGGAAACUUGCCUCUAUUUUAUGUCACUAACAUUUUAAUGGUAUUUUAAUUUACAACCAGUUCAUAUAUUCACCUUUACCUUGAACUGUUUUCUUGUAUCUUUUUCAUUCUUUAAUAUUGGUGGGCCCAUAUUUACAGUGGUUUCUGUGGUCUGUCACUUUGGAGUUGAUGAAUCUGGUGUGUGGUUAUUUAUAUGCAAUGAUGAUCAGGUUAAUUGCUUGAAAGCCAUGUUCGCAUAAAUUGCUUUAUUAACAUAAAAGAUACACACUGAAGAGUUUCACCUGAAGGACUGCAUUUCCUAACAGCCAAUUAAUUACAUUGAAUUACUGAAGUAUAGCUGUUCACUGACAUUUUCAAAACACAAGGACAUCUAUAGGCAGACAUCUUACUGCAGAAUUUAGCAUUCGCUGUCAUGACAUAUCACAAUUGUUAGCAUGACCAUUAUAGUAAAAUAAACAUUCAUGUAGAUGCAGCUUACAACCAGGGUUACUAUCAUUUUAAAGUUAGUUAUUUUCAAAAGUUCGUUUCACUCUAUGACUGUUGUAAAACUAGUUUUUUGUUUUUCAAUAUAUUUAGUUUUAUUAUUUUAGGGCUGCCUUUUUUUUUUUUUUUUUUUUUUUG